CGCGCGGCGCAGAGUUGAGCGCGCAGAGUCGAGCGAAAACGAGACCUUUCGACCACCCACACUACUGAAGGGUAACGUCGAAAUGUUAUUUUUUCUUAGAAUCGAACAGAAGUAGACAAGUAGCAUUUUCUUCCGUCCUAUAACCUAAUGAAAUGAUCUUUUUAAUAGGAGUAGUUCAGUACUACUAACAUAAAUUAUGACGAGUAGUGCCUUCGUCAUCGGGCUAGUACCGGAAUGUCGCUGGGGGGUCUCAAAUCGUGUCAUGCAUUUACCUCAAUUUCUCGAUUACUAAAGCUCUGUUCGCGAUUAUAUUGACGCCUUACUAACUUUUACUUUAUAGUAACAUUUUUUUAACCAAAGCAAGCAUCUUGGAAGCAGUUUUGCUAGGUGAAAGCAAAAUUUUGUCGAGUACCGAACUGCUCCAGCGAAUGCUUCAUUUUUGGUAUUUUCCGCUAUGACAAAAAACUCAAAAACAGCUUUUGCGCCACUUCAGAUACUCACUGCGCCAGAGCUCGGAUGCGACUGCCGCCCAGUGCAUUACUUAGACCCCUCCCCCCUCCUCUUUUUUUUUUUUUUUUAAACAAAUUCUGCCUCCGGGGCGCACGCUACUGACGACUGCAGUGCCAGUAGCAUGCUUACUUUACGGACCAACCGUGUAAGGAAUGCUCAUAAAAUUAAUUACUCAUCAGGAGAAAUAAGCCUAAACUUUAGAAACUAAGACAUGAGUUUGUUACACCGCAGAAAUGAAGAGUGAUAAAGCAUUAAAAUGUUUGAUUUGGACUUGGCAAAUAAUUUAUCCCAGAAGUUGAAACUGUAGUCUGUUUCUGAUUGCCAUUGACACACUGCUGCUGUCACAGAAGAAAGCAUUCCUCAAAGGUGUACAGACAGCCUAAGAGUGCUUUUGAUUGACCAUUGCAAAAGUAAAAAAGGGAAGCAACUGCAAAAUAACGAAGGCAUUUGUGUUUUACGUGCCAUGAUGCUAAGUGCAAAAGCUUGGAUAGGACGGCACCGUCUACUGGCUUAUCAACGGCAAAGUGAUAUUCCCGAAAGUGAUGAACUACCGUUCUUGUGGGGCCUCACAACUUCACUAUGAAGUGUCCUCAUUUCUCAGCUUCAUCAGGCACGAAGUCGAAAGGGUUGCAGACAGUGUGUCGGCCAGGAUGCAUGACAGGCCAUCGCACAGCCGAGACACAGACAGGCUUGGCCCUCGUGAGCUGUGCUGCUGUCUUCUGGACGAGCUGAGGCUGACGCUGCGUGUUACGGGCCGCUUCUCAGAUGUGCCACUGGACAAGAAUCAUUGCCGCUCCAGUGACAACUGCCGUUUCCAUGUAGCACUCGAGGCAUGGUGGACUGCCCUGCGAGUGGCUGACAUCGUCAUGUCGUCCCACUUGCUCAGAGGUGCUGAAAUCUCAUUCUGUGACCUGGGCGGCUUUGGGCAGAACGCUCUCUUUGCUCAAGUAGCCGUGCUCUUCCUGGCAGACCUGUGCUGCCUGUCAUCCCGCUUUUUCCAGAGCCGAGGUGCCUUGCCGCAGGAGAGUGAAAGGGCGUUUCCUUGCACGUGCGUGCGUGACGCCUGGGCCAUGGCAGCUGAUCUCAUCGGUCGCAGGCAUGAACACUUUGCCGAAGAGGCAUUUUGGACCUACGUGAACUUUGUGCUUGAAGUGGUCUGCCCGCAGUCCACCAGAGACCUUGAACUGGACCUCAAUGGCUUCUGCCUGUCUUCAUUUUCCGUAAGUGUGGAAGAAAGUGACCGAGCUGCAUUCUGCCUGUGGAUGCUCAGUGCCAUUGCAGAGGCCAGCAAGGAUUCUCUUUGGAGCACCAAGGGAAAGUGCAACUAUGCCACAGCCCAGAAAUUUGUGAUGGCCGUGACAGCCGAGCCGAAGGAGGCACUAAUGCGAGUGGUUGUCCGUUCCUGCAUAAGCCUGCACAGGGUCUGGGAGCCAAGCAUCGAUCUUCUGCAGUCACUGCUUGACUUUUUCCUCAAGAACUUGAAUGAAAAUUUUCUUACCGGUUCAAGUGGAGUCCAAGCAUUCCAAGUCAUCUGCCAAACAAGCCAGCAGAUGCACAUCCGUGCCAGGGCACUGGUUGACAUAAACGACCUGGGGGCGAGGGGGGCAGAGAACAGCUAUGAGCUCUUCCUUAUGCUGCUAGCCCACAGUCUGCACAGGCAGUCCCCAGAGGGCAUCAGCAGUGCUUGGAAGUCGCUGCGUGGACGCAUCUGCAGCCGGUUUCACGCCAGGCGAGUAGAGGAGCUCACUGAGCUGGGCCUACAGAACUGCUCGCUGCUGUUUCUGGUGCUCGCCCUGUCCAUCGACCUGGAGGAACCGGUCGAGCGAAUGCUGUCGGUGCUUGCACUGGUGCCCGUUGAGAGCCCGGUGGAGAAGCUGCAGGUGGCCCUGAGGAGCCUGUUUGCGGUGCUCCUCCUGCUGCAGGCAAGCUCAGCUGACCUGGCUAAGGUGGCACAGAGGACAGCUGGGUGGUUCUUCGAGCGCUGCGUAGGUCUGGGGCCACAGAGUGGGAAUGCCACCAUUCAGUCAUUGCGGUCCUUGCUGCUGCCUUUCUACACUGAAGGAAUCAGGGAGCUUAUGGAUGCCAGCUCACAGCUAGACUGCUCAGAGCACGCACUGCUGGUGCCUGAGAUGACCUUGCUGCUGGACCAAUGUUCCACUUCACAGCAAGAGGACGUGCUGGGAACCAUCCAUGAAGUGGCAGAAAAGCUGAGGAUGGUCCACAAGCGGGCUCUUUCUCGGAACCUUGAAAGAACUGAUGGUGACAGAAAACUGCUGGCACAGCACAGGGGCUUCAGUGAAGCCAUCUUCAAAAGUACGCUGCAGGUUCUGCACAAGGCACUGGCGCUACCUGUCCAGGCUGCAUCGCCAGCCACCUGCUUCACCGACCUGGCCGUGAACCUCACGCUUCUAGCACUUGACCUGCCAUCAUCACAGGCGGUUCCAGUGAAGGCCAACUUUUCAAGCCUUUUUGAGCAUUUUGGCUAUUCACCUCACACGCAUCCCAGUGCAUCUGGCCGCUUCUUGUGCCUGGUGCUGGAAGAUGGCCAGGCGUGCUCUGAGCUGGAAGCACGUGUCACAAACAGUGAUGCGAGACUUGUCCAGGCCUGGCUUCGUUGCUGCGUUGGGGUGGAGCCACCGAACUCUGAGAUGACUCGACUCUCGCGGAUUGUGCUAGGCCGCAAGGAGUUUGCCAACUACAACAGCUUGGUGGGCACCGUGGUACCUUCCGACGAGGUGACGGCGCAUGACGACCUUGUUGUCUACUUCCUGGACUGCCUGGCGCAGUACGCCGACAUCGUCUCUGCAAUGGACGGCAUCUCGUCGCUGGCUCAGCUGAGGCAGAGCCUUGCCGGCUAUCUCAGAGAUUUUGUUGCUGUGGCAACGGCUCAGCUGCGGAACAGCGCUGCAGCCACGGCAACGCGUGACAGCCUAGGCAACGUGUACCACCUUUGUGGCCAGCUGUUUCGGUUGUGUGCUGGCCUCAUCUAUACCAGGGGCAUGGCAGACUGUGUGCUUCCGAGGCUGCUGGACUCUUUGAUCUUGCCCGGUGCACUGUAUGCUGGGAAGCUCAUCCCCCAGGCCCAGCUGGCUGCCAUCAAGCAGCACCUGCCCUUGUUCAUCUGUGGACUCUUGUCACUGAACCCACAGACAGAUGCCUACAUUGAGAGAAAGUUGAAGGACAUCGUGGUCCACUACCUGCCACUUUUCCCAACGCAAACACAAAGCUCCAUUCACCACACUGGAGAGCAUCCACUUCUGGCAACACUCGAGAGCUGCGGAGGAGCGUGCCGUGCUGCUGCAGAGAGGAGGGCGGCAUACGUUGGCUUUCUCCUGGACUUCAUUCAAAGGCACUUCAUGGCCAAGAAGAGUGUGUCAGGAACUCACCUCAAUCAGGCUCUUCGGUUCCUGCUAGAACUGCUAAAGCACUUGGCCCCCUUGAAGAAAGAUUGCACGAGCGUCUUGCAGUCAGGAUUGCCCAACCUGCUGAAGAGCCUCAGCAUGCUGAGUGGUGAUGCCAGAACAAACCGAGAACUGAUGUCUCAAGUUACACGUGCUGUGACGAUGUUCUCUACGGCCAUGGCUGUCCCAAGGUGAAGCAAGCGGUUGACUCUGCAAAAGGAGUUGGGCUGCUUCGUGCAUGACGCACAGUUUGAUUGCUGCUACUGUGUAGACAGUUAUCUCAUCUACCUGCAAGACAUCGUUCUUCCGAGAGCUCGAGUUUAAUAACUGCUCCAACUGUCGCCUUGCCUUCCUUUGAUGUUGGUACCGUGGUACUAAGUAUGAUCUUUCUGAAUGCUCUGAGCGCUGGUACCUGAAGAACUAUGUGAUACAAUGUAAAAAGUGUGCUGUACAGAUUUAAGCUUGCCGCACAGCACGUGUACAGCAUGGUACAUGGCAUCAAGUCUGUAAAUGUUCAUAAGUAAACCGUUACUCAGACUUUCACCUUU
Dermacentor andersoni is the source of this 4459-nucleotide messenger RNA. Its product is annotated as protein MMS22-like. Gene Ontology annotation, cellular component: nuclear replication fork. Gene Ontology annotation, biological process: double-strand break repair via homologous recombination; replication fork processing. NCBI's taxonomy places the organism in Eukaryota, Metazoa, Arthropoda, Arachnida, Ixodida, Ixodidae. The record is from RefSeq and is a predicted model, not a curated record.